AUGCAUCACGUGAUAAUGUAUCAGGUGAUAGCAGCCAUUCGAGGCUAUUCCUCUUUGAGUUACCGUUUCUCCGAUCCAUCGAAACUCUUGAUGGAAUCAAUUAUUCAUGGAAUGAGUCUCCCGAUGGACCUCGCUCUUCCUUCCCGCGGAUCAAUGUCCGACUUCUUCAUUCGACAUGGCUCCUACCAGACCUGGCAAGUCGGGCAAUUAGCCAGACGUCUGCUAAUGCAGCUUCGGCCUUCCCCGCUCGAAAAUGACUUCCAACCUACACUGAGCCCAAAACCACUGACAUCAACAUAUCACAAACACGAUAGAGCGUAA
Molecule: messenger RNA, 321 nt
Organism: Aspergillus luchuensis
Lineage: Eukaryota; Fungi; Ascomycota; Eurotiomycetes; Eurotiales; Aspergillaceae
Exons: 1
Coding region: 1-321 (106 amino acids)
Source: RefSeq, a predicted model, not a curated record